Antechinus flavipes (yellow-footed antechinus) is the source of this 2778-nucleotide messenger RNA. RefSeq names its product family with sequence similarity 43 member A (gene FAM43A). The transcript has a single exon. The record is from RefSeq and is a predicted model, not a curated record. Bases 96 to 1382 code for a protein of 428 amino acids. Lineage: Eukaryota; Metazoa; Chordata; Mammalia; Dasyuromorphia; Dasyuridae.
GGCAAGCUCAGCUCCCCCCGCCCCAGCUCCCCGGCCCGCCUGCCUCCUCUGCCCGUCAGCCUGCCUUUCGUACCCAAACUGCGGAGAGCAGGGAGAUGCUGCCGUGGAAGAGAAACAAAUUCGAGCUGAUCGAGGAGGACCCCAAGCAGGCGGCUAAGGCCAAGGGCUAUGCGGUGAGCCUCCACUACUCCGCGCUCACGUCUCUGGCCAAGGCGUGCCCGGAGAGCGCCCUCACCCGGGUGGGCAGCAUGUUCAAAUCGAAGCGGAAAAAGGUCCAGAUCAGCAGCGAGGACCCCACGUACACCGUGCUGUACCUGGGCAACGCCACCACCAUCCAGUCUCGCGGCGAGGGCUGCACCGACCUGGCGGUGGGCAAGAUCUGGGGCAAGAGCGAGGCGGGCAAGCACGGCACCAAGAUGAAGCUGACCAUCAGCGCGCAGGGCAUCCGCAUGGUGCACGCCGACGACCAGGCGCUCAAGCGGCCGGGCCACCUCUACCUGCUGCACCGCGUCACCUACUGCGUGGCCGACCCGCGCCUGCCCAAGGUCUUCGCCUGGAUCUACCGGCACGAGCUGAAGCACAAGGCCGUCAUGCUGCGCUGUCACGCCGUGCUCGUGUCCAAGGCCGAGAAGGCCAAGGCCAUGGCGCUGCUGCUCUAUCAGACGUCGGCCACGGCCCUGGCCGAGUUCAAGAGACUCAAGCGGCGCGACGACGCGCGCCAUCAGCAGCAACAGCUGGUGGGGGAGCAGAGCAUCCCGCUGGUGCCCCUCCGAAAGCUCCUGCUGCACGGGCCCAGCUGCUACAAGCCGCCCGUCGAGCGCAGCCGCAGCGCGCCCAAGCUGGGCUCCAUCACGGAGGACCUGCUGGGCGAGCAGCAGGAGCAGCAGCUGCAGCAGGAGCAGCAGCAGCAGCAGCGGCGGCCGCGGGAGCGGCUCCUCGCCGACGCCGAGCGGGACCCCGGCCCUCCGCGGGAAGGCGAGGACGAGGCUGACCUGAGCCUGGACUUGGACCUGAGCCUGGACGGGGAGGGCGAGGACGCGGACGCGGACGGGGAGGCGCCGCUGCAGCCUCCGCUCGGGGCCUCGCCCUCGGAAUGCGGAGACCUCCUGGACACCUGGGACCCGCGGCGCCCCGGCGCCCGGCUGCCCGCCGGCUCGGCGGUCGGGGAGCGCGAGCUCUCCCGGCUCAUCAGCGACCUCGGCGAGCUCAGCAUCGGCAACGACGUGCAGAGCCUCCGGGCCGACCUGCGCGUCACCCGGCUGCUGUCGGGAGAGAGCACAGGUAGCGAGAGCUCCAUCGAGAGCGGCUGCCAGGACGCGGGGGGCUCGCCGGGCCUUGCCAACGGCCUGGACGAGGCGGGGCCGGAGCCGGGCCCGGGCUGAGCCUCCGCUCUGGCCGCUGCGGGCGACCUAGGACUGCAGGCGCCUUCCCCGCCGCCGCCGCCGCUUCUCCCCCUACCCCCCUUCCAGCGGCUCCCGAUCCGCUGCUGCUGUUGCUCUCGUUGCUCCCAUUGCCAGCCGCGCACGCCCCGUCGCGUUGCUGGGGCACCGUACGGCGGCGUGGGCGCCUCCCGGCCCCCCUCCCAGCCGAACUCCGGGAGCCCUCGGCGGCAGGGGCAACAACGGACGCCUAAGCCCUGGCCUCCUCUUUCUGGGGAUCAGGCGGUGCUGGCCGGACUGGGCGCAAAGCCCUGCUGGUUGUUUCUCCCUCUGGGCGCCUUCCGGGGUGGGGGACGCGCUGGGAGGCCUGGCUGGGAGCGGGGUUAGCAACCCGCCAAUUUCCUCCGGCUGCUUGUUAGGGAGGGGGAGUGUGUGUGUGUGUGUGUGUGUGUGUGUGUGUGUGUGUGUGUGACAGAGACAGAGACAGAGAGAUCAUAGCUCUCAUUCUGUAAACAACCCUGCCUGUCUGCCUGCCUGCCGAUCACUGUCAUUGCUCAGGCCCUGGCCAGCAGCCUCCUCCAUCUCCUCGUCCUUGUCAUGUCCCAGCAGCGACAACACACACAGACGGUCGGGGCAGAAUCUGGAAGCUGAGGGAGAAGGCCGCCGGCCACGGGAGGGGGAAGAGAGAGCGUGCAAUUGUUCGAGUGGAGGCUUCUGUCAUCUCCGGAUGGCUGAGAAUUUCCUGUUUUUCACCGUAACUGGGGAACCGACAGAGGAGGGGUUAACUUCCUUUCUGCAUACGGUAACGUGAGGGCCAGGAGCUUCGGGUCAUUUUCACGUCUGUUUCCAUCCCCUAAAGCAAACCUGUGUGUGUGUGGGGGGGAGGGCUGUGUGUGUGUGUGUGUGUGUGUCUUUGUGUGUGCGCGUGCCUGUGCCAAGAUCUUGGGUCUCUCCCCCCCCCUUUGGUGCAUGAGCUUGGGUUGUUUACCUCAGACUCAGACCCUUGAAAAUCUGCCAAAUUCCUUAAAUGACUGUCUUGGGGGAGAUGAAAGGGAGAAAAGUUGCGUUUUGUUUACAGUCCCGAAAUCCAAUCUCCAGAAGGGAGUUUUCCUUGACAAAAAGACCAGAGAUCAUCCUCCCCAGAAGGAUCUCAUUCCAUGAGCUCGUGUAAAAUAUUUUUGCACUGUUGUGAAGUAUUUUUGCCAUCUCUUUUGUACAUAGCGGUGUUCUCAGAUCUAGAUGUUUAUAAUCUUUUGCUGUGCAAAAGGAAACUUGAAAAAAGUGGUUCCCUUGUACAUACAGAAAACUCUAUAAAACACUUGGUUAUUUUUUAAGAACAGCGAUGUUCUGAUGUUGUUUGCACACGAGUGGAGGUAAUAAAGAGGCUAACUUAACAGAA